GCGAUGAUAUCUUCAGUUUUCUUUUACAAUUGUUGGGAUUGGGUUCGCAGCUGUCUCUCGACUGAAUUGUGAUCAGAUCCGUUGAAAUUCGUCUCGUUAUAUUAAUCAGAAUUUUAAUCGAUGGAGAACGACGAUCUCCGUUAAAUUCCCUGGCCUUUUCUUGACAAAGGAGGUCUUCCUGAUUGUAAACUUCAUACGCGAAUCGACGUCGCAAUCGCCGUGGUGCGAUCAAAAGAAAAUGGCCGCCGCCGCGGCAGCCGCACUGCUCGACGAGCUCAUGGGCAGAAACAGAAACGUCCUGCCUAAUGAGAAACCCAAAGAGCUUAAUUGGGAGGAUCCUGAGUUUUGCAAAUUAUAUCUGGUGAAAUUCUGUCCUCAUGACCUAUUCGUUAAUACAAGAGCGGACUUGGGUGCAUGUCCUAAGGUACACGAUGAUGAGGCUAGGGAACUAUUUGAAAAGGCGCCACAUUCUUAUCGUAAACAGCAAUAUGAAGAUGAGUUUAUCAGGUAUUGUCAAAGUAUGUUAAAUGAAGUGGAGAGAAAAAUCAUAAAGGGAAAACAACGGUUGGCACUAAUUGGGAGAACAGAAGCGCCGACGUUGACUCCAGCCCAGACUCAAAGAAAUGAGGAGCAGAUUGCUCUAUUGACGGAGAAGAUAAAUAAGUUGGUAGAAGAGGCUGAACAAAGUGGAAUUCAAGGCAAUGUAGAGCAAGCACAGGGCCUAAUGCGUCUUUGUGACCAGUUAAAAGAAGAACGCGAGACUUUGAGGAAGUCCAAUGAUAAUAGUCAUUACAACCAAACUGCUGAAUUAGCAGCUGCGCAAGAGAAACAAAUGGAGGUGUGCGAUGUGUGCGGCGCGUUUCUUAUCGUAGGAGAUGCUCAGCAGCGAAUUGAUGAUCAUCUGAUGGGAAAACAGCAUGUGGGCUAUGCGAGACUGAAAAGCGCUCUUCAAGAAAUUAUGAGCAAGCGCGAAAAGGCGCGCGAUGAGAAAGAACAGAGGAGAGAGGAAGAACGAAAGCAAAGAGCGCGAGCAAAUGAAGAGCUCGAUAGGCGGCGGAGAGAUGGCGACAGGGAUAGAGAUCGCGAUAGAGACAGAGAUAAACGUCGUAGGCGAAUAGAUGAUGAUAAAAGCCGUUAUGAUUCGAGCGGUUAUAGAAAUUCUGGGCAUAGAAGUAGAAGUAGAUCGCGAGACAAACACCACCGGGACGAAGAUAGUCACCGACGUCACGGUCGAGAUAAAGGAAAUCGCGAUCAUCGAAGCUCCAGCCAUCAUACCCGUCGCCGUCAUCGCUCGCGAAGUCGAAGUCACAAGUAACUUCUCUUGAUUGGUUAGUGAGUGAGAAGUAAUCCAGGAGAAGCCCGCGGAGUUCCGUGGAAUCGUGGAUGCGCGCUUUCAAGAUGAAUCGAAUGAAUGUGAAUAAAUGCAAUCAGGUUGAAAUUUAUUCAAUAUAACAUAAAUUCAUGUUUAUUUAAAAAUAAAAUGAAUUGUUUCUAUAAAAAUACAGCGUUUUUCUCUUUAAUAUAAGUGAUCUUAUCGCGCUUUGUUUUCAAAUAAUCGAAUUUGAAUUGAAUUUUAUUUUUCAAGAAUUUAUCUUGUUCUUUCAUAUAAUUUAUAAGAAGUUAUCGUACUUCAUUAUGAUGAUGUAAAUAAAAGAAAAGGAGAUCAUCUCUAAAGCCGAUGGUUUUGGACUUAUUUCUUUUCGCUUCUCGGGCACAGGACUAUCUCUGUAGGUUCGUUAAAAAUCUUGGUCAUACUUCAUUAAGAGAGAGAAAGAGAGAGAGAGAGAGAAAGAUUUAGUGGUUUAGUGUGGAGGGGACACAGCUCUCAGUGCCCGCUUCAUAGAGCUUCGUCCACGACUGCAAAUGCACGUGUGCACAACUACGAGUGCGCCCUGCAAACGUGUGACUGUGACUAUACGAACCUCUAGCUUCUGCCACGCAAUUGACGAGGUAUUUAUGCCGGAAUGAUAAUAUCAACACAUGUCCUUCUGCCAGGAGAGAAUCCGUUUAGGUUUAUCCUGUUUGGUUCGUGUUCUUUCGAGAAGUCUAACUAAGGAUCUAACAAUCUUUGAGAUGUGGAGAUUUAGAUAAUGCAGGGAUCCUUUAAUCGCUGGUAUAUAGGCAUACAUAUUCAUGCAAGAUUAACAUUAGUCAGCAAAAAUAGAAUAAGACAUAGAUAACAGGGGAAAUUCUACAAAACAUUGUUUACCUCAAAAAUAAAAUAUUUUUAAGGAAAAUUUCUAUCCAAGAUGUUUUAUGUGAAUGAUAUAGGCUUCCCCCAUUUAACAAUAAAAGUUAAUCCAACAGUUUACAUAUACCUUUCGGUGUUUUUGAUCGAGGAGAUUUAAUUCAUAAUUCCUUAUGAGGACCAUAUGCGCUUAUUAAACAAACACACAGUCGACAGAGGGACAGGAUUUUGCCAACAAAAUUAUCAUUAAGCAACAUUUGAUUAUUACAUUGUAUCAUGGUGCCGAUAACAUUCUUGUUAAAACUUGGAUUGUCUACUUUCAGGAAGAAGAGAAGAACAAAGAAGGGACUUCUCGAGAACUCAUCCAAUACAUCGUUUACCAUAUUGUUAAGGUAAAGAUUUUGUAUAAUCUUAACAAUGAUAAGAGUGUGUGAAAGAGAGAGGAGGAGAGACGAAGAUAAAAUUUGCGUCGAAAUCACAGACACACAAAAUCGAUACAAUUCGUGUUCCGAACAUUGUUAUUUUAGGCCACCUAUACAUAAAUAAAAUGCAAGGUAAAUUGUGUAAGAUACAAUUUGCUGUGUGCCGCGCUAAUAAUAAUACUCGUAAGAUUGUUAUUUGAAAUUAAUAAAAGAAUGCUACAUA
Molecule: messenger RNA, 2833 nt
Organism: Pogonomyrmex barbatus (red harvester ant)
Lineage: Eukaryota; Metazoa; Arthropoda; Insecta; Hymenoptera; Formicidae
Product: luc7-like protein 3
Biological process (GO): mRNA splice site recognition
Cellular component (GO): U1 snRNP
Molecular function (GO): mRNA binding
Source: RefSeq, a predicted model, not a curated record